Molecule: messenger RNA, 672 nt
Organism: Serpula lacrymans var. lacrymans S7.9
Lineage: Eukaryota; Fungi; Basidiomycota; Agaricomycetes; Boletales; Serpulaceae
Exons: 4
Biological process (GO): mitotic cell cycle; DNA-templated DNA replication; DNA repair
Cellular component (GO): nuclear replication fork
Molecular function (GO): chromatin binding
Source: RefSeq, a predicted model, not a curated record
GAAGUUCUACAGGAAAAAUCUUUGCCCAUCACAAAGGGAAGUAUCCUCAAAUGGAUCGGCAUAACCGAUGAAGGUGCACCCGCGAUAUAUGACUCGUCUGGUUAUGUCCACAUCAUGAUUAAUUUCAGGAGGCCGAACCGUGCGGUGUGGGCGCGUCUUCUGGACACGAACGCCUUCGAACGUAAGCAGGGUAAGGACGAGUCUUACUGGUUAGUCGGGCUUUCGCAGAACACGGUGAUGUGUCUGAUUUUGAAGGGACGUCAAGAAUAUCCUGGAUUCCCCCGACCUCUUAUCCAAGAGGUACCUGUGCGGCUACCUUUCCGCAAUAUAGAGUCUAAAGAGGCGCCUAUUGAGGAACAAGUCGCUCGGGAGCGUAUACACAUCAAUCUCGCUCGGGAUGCCCUGGGUGAUGAACUUAGUACCCCCGAGCUCGAUAAACGCGAGGUCGAGCUGGACAAAUCACUCAUCAAACUCAUACAAGCCGCGUGUAAAGCUGACAAGGCUCCUCGUGUUCUCGAACUCACCAAACGACUACACUUCACUCACUCCAUCGACGCCGCCAGCCAGCUUGCAGGGUUCUACCGUCUUGUGGGUCUGCAAGAAAAGAUCGAGGCUAUUAAGAGGUGGAGAUUGGAGAGCCUGAAUCCUGCAGAGGAAGCAAGGGAUAGAAGG